Messenger RNA from Trypanosoma rangeli, 1731 nucleotides. RefSeq lists its product as uncharacterized. Bases 1 to 1731 code for a protein of 576 amino acids. NCBI's taxonomy places the organism in Eukaryota, Euglenozoa, Kinetoplastea, Trypanosomatida, Trypanosomatidae. The record is from RefSeq and is a predicted model, not a curated record. The transcript has a single exon.
AUGCAGACAGAUGUGGCCGUUUUUGACUGGAAGACGCAGCCGUUUGAUGUCAUCCAAUCAAUGAUUUGUGAAACCGUUAGGCGGCUUGACGAGGCACUGGGUCGGCCGCCGUUCCCCAAUCCCUCACGAGAGCAGUGCCGCUCACUUGCGCAGUCGCUUGUCUACAUGUUGCGUCACACACAAAAUAACGGUCAUAUAGUGGCCCUAGCCGAAUCCCCUGAGGUGAAUAUGACGCUUCCGGUACUCUGUGCCUCCUUAACAAAUGGAUCUGAGGGAUGUAAACCGUGUUUAGUGCUGAUGGAGCUUCUCAUUGAGGCGUUGAUGUAUGUGCAUGCCCUCUCCUUGUAUCCGCUGCAAUCGACGCUUAAGGACGCUAAGGCGGUGCUUCCAUUUUCCCCUGUGACAUUUAAACUUUUUACUGUGGCAGGUGCCAUCGAUGUGGAUACCAUGCAUUUUUUUCUCGGCAUGGAUCCCUCACCAAAAGUGCAGCCGAAGCAACAGAAACUACUAAAGGGAAAUCGUCGAGUGGAAGGAUGCAAAAAGGAUUUACCGAUGGAUACGCAUAGCGCCCUCAAAAUGGGGGUUAACGCUGUUUCAAGUGACAUGCUUAACGCCGCAUUGGAUAUGGUUUUCCCAUCCGAUUGCAUGGAGGUGCCUUUAUCACUCUUUAAUACCCCAGCCAAGUUUCAACAAGUCAUUGGAAGGGAUAGUGAGUUGGCUGCCCGUGUGCUGGGUGUGUAUGGUGAUCAUCUGCUUACAAAUCUACGCCCCCUAACUCUUCUUCACUGCCUGGAUGUACCUGUCCUUGACACUUUCGUUGACGUUGUUCAGAUGCAUGGUGCGAGUGUGACAUUGCUCACAGAACCCGUCUUUACAAAUGUUCCUUUGCUGGAAUGGGGUCCUAAACGAUUGCCAGAUCUCCUUCGCUACUGCGUGGAGCGUAAAGUACGGUGUGAGGAGGCCUUUGCAAGCCUAGUGGUGUACGUUUUUCUCUACAAGCUUCUGGUCAUGUGGAGGGAGGCGCACAGUCUGUCCUUGUUCACCAUCGAGGAGGAGGCGAAGGUGUGGAUCUCCGUAUUGAAGGUGGUGCAGUUGCUAUUGCUUAACGUGGGCGCCGCAACGGAAGUUGAGGUUGAACAACUCCUCAAACCGCUCAGUGUGCUUGCUGAACUUGUACGGCGGAGGCACACGAUAACGGAGGUGAGAGAAGUGGCGUGCACCGUGUCGCAUGCGGCUGUGAGGCCCGUAUUGGAGAUGCUGACAGCCUCGCUCACGGCAAAACGAAAGACGAUAUGCACUGCGACCGCAGGAAACAGUGGAUGUGGGGGAAAUAAAAAGAAAGGAGGAAGGCGCAACAACACGCCGUCAGCGUUGUCUGCCCAAGCGGAUUCCAUGGAUUAUUGUUGCAAAUGCAUCGCAGAUUUUUUUUGCUUUUCUUUUUUGCCUGACACCACCACCAUCUGUUGUGGAAACGGAUGCCUCCUCCGCGGAGUGCGUUGUGGAAUCGCUAGCGGCUCAUCUCCUCCAGCUUGCAGAGAGUGGCGGUGGGAAGCUGCCGCAGGCCUGUACGUGGGAAAGCUACCUGAAUCUUAUUCUUUCAAUCAUAAGCCCUUGGAACGAAGGUGCUCACGUGUCAUGGAUGGGACAAAAAACGAUGUCUGCUUUUCGCUUUGCCGUGUCUGUCACACGCCGACUAGAGUGUUGCGGAAUCGUUGCCCAGCGAAUGCCUGA